UGUUACAAGACAAGGGAUGAGAAAUUCUAACACCUACCAAACUCAGCCGGUCAACCCUGAUUAUGAGGAGAAUACAAAUUAUCUUUUGUAGCUUAAGUGUUACUUGAGUCUGGUUACCUCUUCUCUCUCUUGAUUUUCGGAUUUUCCUUUUGUUGUUGGGUAUUCAAUAUUGAUUGAUUCUUUACCUAGCCAUAAAUGCCACCUCUGUUCACCGUAUUUUUUUGCUUUUCCUUUACUGUUUCUCACACAAUCUCUCUCUUUCUCUCUCCCCCUUUGGUUUCCUCCAUUGCAAACCAAGCUUCCUUUCCAGCUUUCUGAGAGGUCCCUCUCUUCUCCACAUACUCAAGACCCACCAACCAUUUCAUCCACCUUUGUUUUUCGCCCCUCAAAAUCUCACCAUUUUGAGAUUUAUUGAUUUAAUAUACAGGGGCUACUGGGGUUUUGGUCGGAUUGUGUUGUUUUAGGUCUAGAUUGGCCUAUCUAUGCUUAUUGGGUCUCUGCUGGUUCGAAAAAGAGACGCCCUUUCUUUGCUCUUGUGGCUGCUCAGGGAAGAAGAUCAAGGAGGCUAGCAUAGACCACUGCAAAGGCUAGAAUGUGUUGAUUGUGUGGAACUUGAAGUAGGACCGAGUACAAGAUCAAAUUGAUCUUGGAAUAUCAGCGAUGUCUGAGACUUCACUGAACAAGGAUUUAUCAAAGAAGACAUCUAUCUUGGGUCUAAAACUAUGGGUUCUGAUAGGAAUUUCAGUUUGUGCAUUUAUAGUUGUGAUUCUUUGCAUCUUAUCUGUGUGGUUUACAUAUCGGAGGAAAACCAGAAGAUCAGUGGAUAAGUUCUCCCUUUCCCUAAUACCAAAUGUUUCAAAAGAUAUUAAGGUCGACAGGGUUGGGGCUCAGGGGUUUUAUGAUCAUCCUGAAAGUGUAUCUCUUACAGUCAAUGAUAAAUUCAGCGACAAUAACUCAAAGAAGAUGCUGGCUCAUCUGAGAAAUAGUAAAUCAAUUGAUGCCGAUAACACCAGUCAGUGCAGCUCUAUUUAUCAUCACGAGAGGGCAUGUAGUUCACAGUCAGGCGAGGAGGGAAGCUCUGGGACUGUUUGGAAGCAAUCUUCAUUGCCAUAUGCAAGACUUGAAAAUGCCUCCCCCCUGAUUGGCUUGCCUGAAAUUUCACAUCUUGGAUGGGGCUAUUGGUUUACUCUUAGAGAUCUUCAAUUUGCUACAAAUCGUUUUGCAGCAGAAAAUGUGCUUGGCGAGGGUGGGUAUGGUGUUGUAUACAAGGGUAGGCUGAUCAAUGGAACCGAGAUAGCUGUGAAGAAGCUUCUUAAUAAUCUGGGACAGGCGGAGAAAGAAUUUCGGGUUGAGGUGGAGGCUAUAGGACAUGUUCGACAUAAGAAUCUUGUUCGGCUUCUAGGGUACUGCAUAGAAGGAGUUCACAGGAUUUUGGUGUAUGAAUAUGUGAAUAAUGGAAACUUAGAGCAAUGGCUGCAUGGUGCUAUGCGGCAGUAUGGUAGCCUUACAUGGGAAGCUCGCAUUAAGGUUCUUCUUGGUACUGCGAAGGCGCUUGCUUACUUGCAUGAAGCAAUAGAACCAAAAGUUGUUCACCGAGACAUUAAAUCGAGCAACAUCCUGAUUGACGAUGAGUUCAACGCCAAAGUUUCGGAUUUUGGAUUGGCCAAGCUCCUGGGAUCGGGAGAGAGUCACAUCACAACCCGUGUUAUGGGAACAUUUGGUUACGUCGCUCCAGAAUAUGCCAAUACCGGCUUGCUAAAUGAGAAGAGUGAUAUUUACAGCUUUGGAGUUCUCCUGCUUGAAGCAGUGACUGGAAGGGACCCCGUGGACUAUGGUCGCCCAGCUAAUGAGGUCAAUCUUGUUGAAUGGUUAAAGAUGAUGGUGGGGACGAAAAAAGCUGAGGAAGUAGUGGACCCUAAUCUUGAAGUCAAACCAGCAACGCGUGCUCUUAAAUGUGCCCUUCUUGUUGCACUUAGAUGUGUUGACCCAGAUGCAGAAAAGAGACCCAAAAUGAGUCAGGUUGUACGAAUGCUUGAAGCUGAUGAGUACCCAUAUCGAGAGGACCGGAGGAAUAGAAAGAGCCGAACAGCUAGUAUGGAGCUUGAAUCUAUGAAAGAAGCAACUGAUUUGGAGAACAAAGUAGGGGGUUCAGAGAGUAAUGCAUUGGCAACAACUCAUGUUAGGACUGACAAACAUGAGAUGGGAGAAUAAUAUCUCACAGUCACAGCGCUUAGAGUUACUUAACAUUUUACAUACUUGUCAGAAAGUUUGUUGCUGAAGGAAUUUCUUUAUCUAUUCAAGGGAGGAAUUGGAUUGCAGAUUGCCCAUUUUGGAUGAUCAGUAUUUGCCUUGUCAGGCAGAGAUGGAUGAAGAGAGGUAGAUGAAAAGCGAAUUAGAGUUUCUUGUACAGGGAUCUGUGGGGUGUCCUUUUUUCCCCGACACAUUAUUGCUCUUUGAUUUUUCUUUUUUGCACUUGAUUACUAUUUCUAUCCAUGGGGAAUUGUUUGUUUGGGGGGUGGGGGGAUGGCGGUUGUGUAUUUAGGUAUCAAAAGUAUUAAUUCAAUGAUCAUUCUUCUUUUGCUGAA
This is a messenger RNA of Tripterygium wilfordii, 2585 nucleotides long. Its product is annotated as probable receptor-like protein kinase At2g42960. NCBI's taxonomy places the organism in Eukaryota, Viridiplantae, Streptophyta, Magnoliopsida, Celastrales, Celastraceae. Gene Ontology annotation, biological process: protein phosphorylation. The coding region runs from base 661 to 2211 and encodes 516 amino acids. The transcript has 9 exons. The record is from RefSeq and is a predicted model, not a curated record. Gene Ontology annotation, molecular function: protein kinase activity; ATP binding.